ACCAAGGCAACCUCAAAAGCACAGUAACCCCAAGGUUCCAGGAAUCAGUAGACCAACCCUGCUCUUGUCUCUCUAAUAUGGCAAGGGUGGCAGCGCGUGCUAUCAACUGCCAGCUCGUAGAUAAAAAACCAGAUGUUUUCAGCAGAGAAGUUGGUGCAGCUAUUCCAGUUCAGGUUCCGGUUCCAAAAAUCAAGGCUAAUAUAGCCGAGAAUGGGAAGAUAGUGUUGCAACCAAGGCUGUGCACACUGAGGUCGUACGGCCAGGAUGGAUUUGGGGUAGUGAAGACUAGCUCAAGAAAGGACAGUGGAGAUCAUGAUGAUCAGGUGGUGUCUCCGUUUUUUGAAACUUUAUCUGAGUAUAUUGAAAGCUCUAAGAAAAGUCGAGAUUUCGAGAUCAUUUCUGGUCGACUUGCUAUGAUUGUGUUUGCAGCAACAGUAACAACAGAGGUGGUUACUGGGAAUUCUGUGUUUAGAAAGAUGGAUUUAGUUGGGAUUGAAGAAGCAGUAGGAGUAUGUCUGGGAGCUGUUACUUGUGCUGCAAUAUUUGCUUGGUUCUCUAGCGCUCGCAACAGAGUAGGCCGUAUCUUCACGAUUGGCUGCAACACGUUUAUUGAUUCACUGAUAGAUGAGAUUGUCGAUGGCCUUUUCUAUGAUACUGAACCCAGUGACUGGUCUGAUGAGAUUUAAGCAUACGAAGUGUCAGUGCAUUAUGCAGAAGAAGUUGAGCAUCUAAGGAAAUUGUGCUUCUAUUUUGCAGAUUGGUGUAUACAUAUCUCAGGAAUCUCUGUAAAAUUAUGGAUUUUGAUUUUCAUCAUGUUGUAUUUUCUUUGACAAGUACACGAAGAGUUGAUCGUGGUUUAUCCUCGAUUACAAUGAUACCUAUAGUAACUUUCAGUGUAUACUACACAUAAACACGUGCUUAAGUCUUCCGUAAAGUCGUCUGUCCUGCACGUAAAAUGAAAUUUACUCAUUUCUUUUGUGUUUA
Messenger RNA from Populus nigra (black poplar), 984 nucleotides. Its product is annotated as stress enhanced protein 2, chloroplastic. The record is from RefSeq and is a predicted model, not a curated record. The transcript has 2 exons. Gene Ontology annotation, biological process: cellular response to high light intensity. The coding region runs from base 78 to 686 and encodes 202 amino acids. Lineage: Eukaryota; Viridiplantae; Streptophyta; Magnoliopsida; Malpighiales; Salicaceae.